Messenger RNA from Closterium sp. Naga37s-1, 1584 nucleotides. The record is from the annotation of a GenBank genome assembly. Lineage: Eukaryota; Viridiplantae; Streptophyta; Zygnematophyceae; Desmidiales; Closteriaceae.
AUGAAGUUCGCCGCUGCAGCCGCCGUGCUGCUGCUCGUCUCCCUCGCCGCGGCUUCCGCCAAGAGAGCCGCACUGCGCAGCCCGCUUGCCCAGGCCCUGUCCUCUAGCGGCGGCGCUACGGCGGGUCAGGACGCCGCGCGGAGGGAGAUGGUGCAGGUUGCGCCAGUGGCAGCGGCGGCGUGGGGUUUGAAGAAGCUGGUGGUGGUGCUGAGCGACAUCCACAUCCGCGACGGCAGCCCCAGGCAGAACUACAAGUCGCACGUGCACGAGGGGCACCUGCUGGCCAUCCUGGACGACGUGGUGGCGCACAACGAGUCCAUCGCAGAGCUGGUGCUGGCGGGCGACAUCUUCGAGUUCUGGUACUACCCCUUCCACGUGCGACCCCCCUCCCUCGCCACCAUCCUCGCUGCCAACCCCAACCUCUUCGGGCCCACGGGCGGCUUCUCGCGCGUGCUGGACGCGCUGGGGGGGCGCGUCACCUUCAUCCCUGGCAACCACGACAUGCACCUCACCGCCGCUGACGUGGCGCAGAUCAGGUCCCCGGGGGGACACUACGUCAAGUUCGCUGCGCGGAGCUACAGCCCGGGCGGCGACACGCGCGUGGUGAUCGCGCACGGGCACGAGGUGGCCAUCUUCAACGCGCCGGACAAGAGCAGCAAGUGGGCGCCACUGCCCCCGGGGCACUUCGUCUCUCGGGUCAUCUCCUCAUACUGGGCCGCCAACCUGCCACCCAACACCACAGUGGGCGACCUGCAGAAUCUGGGGACCCCCAGCAGGAGCAAGACGAGCAGCUACUUGCUGCCCAUCCUGCUCGGCAUCCAGGCGGGCAACUACUCCGUCGCCCCUCAGGUGGCGCUCAAGGCGCUGUGGGCGGACAUUGACUCGAGCUACAUGGGGUGGUUCGCCACCAAGCAAGCGCUGGAGUCGGGGGCGAGCCUGGUUGUGUACGAGCACACGCACGUGCCGGUGCGCGGGCUGGUGAACCCCGUGGUUGCGAACUACAUCAACACAGGGUUCGAGUGCGCGGGCGCCCCCGACCUCGUGAGCGGCAGCAAGGCGUUCAGCUUCCUCACCAUCGACAUGCCCACACUGCAGGGCAGCCUCAAGAAGGUGAUUCGCAGCGGCGCCACGUACAGCAUCGCGCCCGACGUGGGCGCCAAGGCGCAGGACGUGGUGGAGGGCGGCACGCAGGACUACUCGUCGUAUGCCGUCAUCGAUAACUCCGGCAGCACCCUAGACCUCACUCUCACCGCCAGCACCGCAACCCAGGGCCGCUUCGUUGUGCUGCCCACCAGCAUCAAGGCCGGCACCCGGGCUGCUGUGUGGGAGCAGGACUUCCCGGCGCUGCCCAUCACGGCAGGCGUGGCGGCAUCGGAGGCGUGGCUCACGUACACAGCCAAGAACACCGCCAAGACAAGGGCGGGCGAGUACAAGAAGACAUACAAGUUUGCCUUGGCGUGCCCCACGUCGCGCAUGAACACAGCUUCUGGCGGCUCCAGCCUCGUUGCCAAGUCGGGCUUCAACCCUUGGCAGGCAACGGUUCCCCAAUACGGGUAUCCCUUGUAUGUACUGUAUACUGUAUGA